CCUUUAUAUAAGGGCUUCAUGGCCACUUCCCACUCUCAGAGGCAGCUGACAAGGAACUGCAGUCAUAUGAUUUCCAGCCAGGAAAACAGGGCUAGGAUUUUGCAAAGAUGUUGCCAAGACCGUGUCCGAUUCUGCUGCUCUCUCUGCUGACUCUGAGUUCAGGUUAUUUGAUAAAGGAACCCAAAGAACCAAAGCAGGCCUGGGGCUAUGUUCCUGUCAGAAGCAAUGCAAGCAUGUUCUGGUGGCUGUAUUAUGCCGACAACCCGACACAGAAUUUCACACAGUUUCCUCUUAUUAUGUGGCUUCAGGGAGGCCCUGGAGCAUCAGGCUGUGGAUAUGGGAACUUUGAAGAGAUCGGCCCUUUAGAUGCUGAUCUAAAAUCAAGAAGGACAACCUGGCUGCAGGCAGCAAGUGUCCUUUUUGUCGAUAACCCUGUUGGCACCGGAUACAGUUAUGUGAAUGACACCCUUGCCUAUGCCACAGAUCUGUGCACUGUCUCUUCAGAUAUGAUGGUAGUUCUCAGAGAGUUCUUCAAGUCUAAGACAGAAUUCCAGCAAAUCCCUUUCUACAUCUUCUCAGAAUCUUAUGGAGGAAAAAUGGCAGCUGCUAUUGCUUUGGAGCUUCACAAGGCUAUUCAAGCUGGAACAAUAAAAUGCAAUUUUCUUGGAGUUGGCCUGGGUGAUUCGUGGAUUUCUCCUCUAGAUUCUGUGCUUUCCUGGGGGCCUUAUCUUUACAGCACGUCUUUGCUUGAUGACAAAGGUUUGAAGGAAGUGACUACUGCUGCUAAAAAAAUCCUGGAUGCUGUGAACAAAAAGCAAUUCAAAUUGGCUACGUUGCUUUGGAGUAAGGCAGAGGAUAUCAUUGAAGAGAACACAAAUGGUGUGAAUUUCUAUAACAUUCUUACUCAUGAAACUCCUUCAAAGGUGGCUGUGGCAUCUUCAGGAAGUGAAAUGUUCCCCUUCUUAAAACUCUUCCAGCGUCAUGUUCAAUAUCAUCAUAAAGACAAGUUGAGUGACUUGAUGAAUGGGCCCAUCAGGAAAAAGCUGAAAAUAAUUCCAGACCAUGUGAAAUGGGGAGGCCAAGCCCAAAAUGUGUUUAUGAAUAUGGCUGAAGACUUCAUGAAGCAUGCAAUUGAUAUUGUGGAUGAAUUGCUGGAAGCCAAUGUCAACGUUACUGUUUAUAAUGGACAGCUGGAUCUCAUUGUUUCUACAAUAGGCCAAGAAGCCUGGCUCCGGAAACUGAAGUGGCCCAACUUGAAAAAAUUCAGUGCACAGAACUGGCAGGCAUUAUAUACCUGCCCAGAAUCCACAGACACAGCUGCUUUCCAUAAGUCCUAUGACAAUUUAGAUUUCUUCUGGAUCCUGAAGGCUGGGCACAUGGUGCCGGCUGACCAAGGUGAUAUGGCACUGAAAAUGAUGAGGAUGGUGACACGCCAAAGCCAUUAACAAAACUGGAGCCAGCUGGUUUGGCUUCCCAAUAAAAUUACACCACACUGUUGGCGUUACCACACCCCACCCUCAUUGCAAGAGGAACAAUGGCUGUUUGGCAUCUAAUGUGUUUUUCUGUUAUUUGGUACUAUGCAAGGAUUUUAAAGAGAUGAAGAUAUAAUUGCCUUUUAUAUGUGUGAAAAUGUGAUUCUCUGCCCUGCAUCAGUUAUCCUACCAACUUUCCGUGUGAUAAAUACUUCACUGAAGACCUGCUUUCUUUCUGUUACCUCUUUUAUGACACGUGGAAAGCUUUUGAUCAACGCUAGUAGAGGCAAAGUUUUUAAGCUCCAAAACUUGAGAGAGGAACAGUGGAUAGGUGGUCUUUGUUAGAUGAUGCUGUUCACUGCAAAUUACCAAAGGCACGUUUCUUUGUUAGUUAUAUAGUUUGUAGCACAACCGCUAAGCAAACCUCUUAUGUAUGUCCAGGUGAAGUGCCCCCAGGUGAAUUGGUGGGUAAUUUUCAUUUUCUGGAGGGGAGAAGGAUGAGCAACAAACCAGGGCUAAUGAGGCUAAUGAAUUGGCAGUAACUGCGAACCACUGUAGGAAUAGUUAUUACAUACACUUUCAAGAUAUAUAAAGAAACAUUUUCUCAACAUAGUAUCUCAUUGUACAGCCUGUUGCUAUUUGAUCUAAAAUAGAAGCUCCAUCUUUUCACGAGAUUUCCUUUCCUUAAAAGUGUUUUUAUGAUUACAGGCUUGUGCCCAAAUAGCUGAGGUGUGCAAUUUGGCCAAAAGGCAUGCCAUUUUGGAGUCCAUUGUUGGCUGACCUCUCAUUCUGUUUACUGGGAAGUUACACGAAUGGGGAGGGGUGUUGCCAUUUUCAUUUGGCAAAAAUUUGGCCCAUUGGCUACAAUGGGAAAAUUUAAAGGCUCAACCUUCAGUCAAUUAUUUUAAUUUUAAUCAUAACAUUUUUAAAAAAUAAGACAAGCUGCAAGAGAGGGUUCUGGGAAUUCUAGUUGCUGGUUGUGUCCAUUCUCAGCCAGUCAGAGCAUGGACACAACCAGGCUUUUUAUUGGCUGAGAAACAGAGAGAGAGAGAAACUUCAACUCCCAUCAUGCUCUGAGAGGAACUCAGAGACUUUUCAAUGGCCUGACCCAUGCAAGUGCUGCUGGGAAAAUGAGUUCCUUGCAGGCCCCUCUCUGGAGGAGGAGCUUAGGAAACUUUCCAAAAAGCAAUGGCAGGAAGGUGCUUCUGCCAGGGAGGGAGAAAAGAGGCAGUAGAUCCCAGCCUCCGGUAUAUUAGACUUAACCCCUUCCUCUCCAGGAACUGAUAAAAUCUGGCUCCCUUAAUCUGUUUUGCUGGGCUUUGCGGUUCCCUCCCCCUGUUCUGUUUUUGGAUAUUAUAUGAAACAGAUGACUGAAUAUUUCAAAUCAUUUUUGUUCAAACUGAUUCGGGACCAAGACUACCAAAUAGUAUAUGCAAGAAUAGUUUUGAUGAGUGUCAUCAGUGCUGAACACAGAACCAGCAGCGGAGAGGGAGCUCAUCUUAACCUUUUCCUCUCUGGAUAGUUUUUCAUUCAAAUGUACUUUCCUUGUAAUAUAAAAAUGAAUUCACGCUUAUGAGGAAAUAAUAGGAUUAGGUCAAUGAUGGUGUAUGUUCUGUUGCUCACUGGGCCUGUAACAGCUGUACUUUUCUAUAGGACAUAUACUUUAGCCCAGCGGGAAGCCAGGGGUGCCUCAGAGAGAGGUUCUCAGGGAUUUUUCUGAAGUGAUGGUCUUUAGAGUCUUUAAUGAUACAACAAAGUCUUUAUUAUGGAACAAAGAGCAAAUCUUCAAUGGCUCAAACAACACUUCAAGGCUUUCUUAGUCUAGUCCUCAAUGGACUGGUACCUGACUUUGAUUAACUGUACUUUCUCUGUAGGAAAAAAACCCUAUUUAACCUCUCCCAGACUGUUUACUAUCUAUGCCUCAUCGGUGUGGGUCCUACUACCGAUUCCAAAUGUAUCUGGGUAUCGAGUAGACCUACAGCCGAGGCUUGAAGAUAUUUCAGCUGGAAUUCCAUGGAUCUGUAAUGCUGUCCUCCCUCAGAGAAUUCUUUGAAACUUCAGGGCUGUUUUUCGUCUGAUUGCUGUGCGGCUGAGAGGCUGUGAGCUUUCAACCAGAGCCUUGGGACCUUUUCCCUGGAAUUUCUGUUUCUGUUUCCCCGGAUGUUCCUUUUCCCUGGAUGCUCUUGAGAAAAGAAGCUUUUCUACGGGACGAGCUGGUCUACGUCCUAUAGUUUCGCUUCCUUAUGUGAGACUGCCCAAAAAUGGCUCCUUUCUCUCCCAGAGCCCUGAACAUGGGGCGGAACCAAAGCUUAGUUAUGAUGGACAGGAGGCCUGCCCUAUUACUACAAACAGAUAACAGAAAGAAAAUGAAGUUGGAGCUCCUGGUACAGACGUACCAGCAGAGUGUACUUAAGGUUCUUCAAAUGUUGUUAGCUUGUCUCUCUCAUUGCAAGUCACCAUUGCUUGCUGCCUUUGUAUGAUGACAGUUGCAAUCCCACAAGUUCUGGAGGUCCACAAUCUUCCAUCCCUGGGUUCAUCUGCAUCUUUGGAAUGUUUUCUAAUAUUGUUACUGCAAUGAGAUGUGAACAAUGUGCAGUGAAGUUAUGUAAGGACUCAGCGCCUGUACACUGAGGCCUUGUGCAUAUUGCUGGAUUUUGAGAAUAUACUGGAGGCGGCCAGACUUGUGCCAUUUCUAGCCCUGCAUUGUCUGCUCUGUUCAUCUCCAUCCAUAGUCUGCCAUCAUCUCCAUCCAUAGUCUCUCAGGCAGUCUCUGAUCCUUUAAAAGAGCGGAUGCCAGCGAUUGAUCCUGAAGAUCCUGGGAUAUUUUACCUCCAACCAAAUAAACUCUUAUUCAGAGCAUGGGAAAAGCAUGUAACACAGUAUUUUAAUACAUACUUCAAUGUGAGAGAGCCUGUCUUAACUAUUUUUAUUUAUGAUAGGCAGGUUUCUAGCCCUGAUGACUGAAUUUGCCUGAACAUGUUUGUGCAAUGUUUGAAUAAGAAAGGAUGGUUGGUUGCCUCAUUUGCCUGCCUUUGCUCAUCAUCCUUUAUAAUAACUAGGGGAAAAUCAAAGUUUGUGCAAUAAGAUUAUGCAAAUAUGGUCAACUCAAUAAAUAAAUGGGUACAGGAAAGAA
Anolis sagrei ordinatus is the source of this 4605-nucleotide messenger RNA. It is a transcript of the gene SCPEP1, whose product is annotated as serine carboxypeptidase 1. The record is from RefSeq and is a predicted model, not a curated record. Gene Ontology annotation, molecular function: serine-type carboxypeptidase activity. Gene Ontology annotation, biological process: proteolysis. NCBI's taxonomy places the organism in Eukaryota, Metazoa, Chordata, Lepidosauria, Squamata, Anolidae.